ACUUGGUUCGGUGUCGGAUUGUAAGCUCACUUUGCCUCCGUAAUGGAGGCACCUUGAGGGACUUGUUUGUUUCGGUGUGUUGACCUGGUCCUAUUUAUUACUGCUGGCAAUGUGUUGACGACUAAGGAGGCUUUUGUCGGUUUCUAAUUUGGAGCAAUUGAUCAGAGUGGUGUUUACCUGCCAGGAUAUUAGGCUAACUGUGCUUUAUGUCUAAUUCUGAAACAGUGUCCGUUUGUGCACAAGUAUCACACAGUUCUGGCGGUAAUGUUCAUAUGAAAUUGCACUUUAAUUAGUUGAUUCGCCUAUGACUUUGGGUGUUUGAAUUCAGCUAGAAAAGUAACCUCCAGUUGUAAAAUGUAAAAACACUUAAGUGAUUUUCCAGUAAAGGACCAAGCCAGGUGCUCAUCAGCAUUAAUUUUUGUAAGGUCAGCAAAUAGAGACAGCCUUAUCUUUGUCCAUUGGUUCUUAGUCAGUGUUUAACUUUCUGUCCAUUCAAUGUGGCACAGUUGAAAACGUGAGUUUCACUGGAAAUGUAAUCAUGAACAUGGAAGAGAAUUGUAUGGAUGUUUGUAAUGUCAAAUCUAAAAGCAGCGAGGAUGAUGAUCGUAACGCUACAAACGGCACAGAAGAGGUCACUCCUCGGAUCUCUGACAUGAUGACGGACUGUGACACAGAAAAACAAAACCUUGUUCCCACAGAGGACUCUGAAACCAUCCUGAUGCCUGGACUCACUGACAAUCUUCAGGCUGCUGAGGAAGAUAACAACCAGACACAAGACACAAUGAAAAUUGAUGAAGUCAAUGGGAAUAAAAAGAGUUGUGCCCAGAAUACCUCUGCUGUAGAUAACCCCACUGACGUGAUCUUUAAUGACGAGCAGCAAAAGACUGUUAUUAAGGAGGAGAAAAUGAAGGACAGUGAUGCUAACAAUACCAGAGUUUUUGUAGAAACGGGGGAUGAUGGUGGGGACAUGGAUAUGGGUGUGGAUCUGAGUCUGGAUGAGACUGGCGUGUUGUUGGAGGCUGAUUCUGCAAAUGUUGAAUCAAACUCGGAUGGUAUUUUGGACUCUGCGUCCACUCCUCAGGAUGCUCCAUCUACCAGAACUGUUGAAAGCCAAGAUGCAAAGCAGACAUCCAGCACUGACACUUCUGCCACUAAUCAAGCCGGACUGUACCCCUUGGUGGAGGAUGAGGACAAUAAAUACAAACCUGGCGGCAAAAAGGUGACGUUCCCUUCAGAUGAGGAUAUUGUCUCUGGAGCAGUGGAGCCUAAGGAUCCCUGGAGACACGCUCAUAACGUGACCGUGGAGGAGAUUCUCUUUUCUUACAAACAGGCCUGUCAGAAACUCACUUGUAAGCCUAUACUGAAAGUGCUCAUACAGAUUCAGGAACUGAAAGACCUGACGCAAAGAAAUGACUGCUUAGAUUUAAAAGGUGAGAAGCUGGACUACAAAACAUGCGAGUCUCUGGAGGAGAUUUUGAAGCGAGUCCAAUUUAAACUGAUCGACCUGGAGCAGACCAACCUGGAUGAAGAUACAAGUUCUCUCCAGUACCUUGAAGCUCGUAACACCCCUCUUCUGGACCACUCGGCUCCGUUUGUAGCACGAGCACUCAGGAUCAGUGGCAGCCUGGCGGUUCUCCACCUGGAGAACGCCGGUCUGUCUGGCAGACCGCUCAUGUUAUUGGCUACGGCCCUGAAGAUGAACAUGAACCUGCGGGAGUUGUACCUGGCUGACAACAAGCUCAACGGUCUUCAGGACUCUGCUCAGCUUGGCAACCUGCUCAAGUUCAACUACAACAUUCAGAUUCUGGACGUGCGCAACAAUCACAUCCUCGACUCUGGUUUGGCCUACUUGUGUGAAGGACUAAAAGAACAGAGGAAAGGCCUAGUCACUUUGGUGCUAUGGAACAACCAGCUCACACACAACGGGAUGGGCUACCUCGCUGCUGCACUGCCCUGCACCCAGAGUCUGGAGACUCUAAACCUCGGCCACAAUUCAGUCGGAAACGAAGGAGUCUUGAAGCUGAAAGAAGGCCUGAUCGCCAACCGCGCUCUGCUCAGGUUGGGGCUGGCGUGCACCAAGCUGACCUGUGAAGGAGCUGUCGCCGUGGCUGAAUUCAUCGCAGAGAGCCCCAGACUGCUGCGUCUGGACCUCCGGGAGAACGAGAUCAAAACUGGCGGGCUGAUGGCGCUGUCGCUCGCUUUAAAGGUCAACAACUCUCUUCUGCGCCUUGACCUAGACCGAGAGCCCAAGAAGGAAGCUGUGAAGAGCUUCAUUGAGACGCAGCGCGCCCUGCUGACUGAGAUCCAGAACGGCUGCAAGAGAAACUUCAUUCUUGCCAAAGAAAAGGAGGAGACCGAGCAGAAGAUGAGGCUGUCGACCUCCAUGGCUGAAAUCGCCACAGAGGACGGGACGAAGGAAGAGGAGGAUGAAGAGCUGGCGUCCGGUGAACGGAGGGAAAGAGUUGAAAAAGAAGAAGAGGGAGAGAAGGAGGAGGAGGCAGCAGAAAACAAAUCGCAAACGAGCGGCCAGUCCAAAGCGAGCUCCGAGGCGAACGUUUGCCCCGCAGCUCUGGAGUCAGACUCUGACACCGACGAUGAGGAUGACGAAGAGGUGGUAACUACUUCCACUCCCAAGGCCCCCACUCCUUCAAAUCAGACUGCUCCUCAGCCCCCUGCGGUGGCCCCCCUCAGUGCCUCACAUGCUCCCUCACCCCCCUCUGCCUCACCUGCUGGAGCACCAAGUAUCAUAUCUGGGAUAACAGUCACAGAAGCCACAGUUCCUCCUGGGACCCCUCCCUCUCCAGGGCGCUGCAUUUCUGUCUCAAGUCCAGGAAGGAGGCAUAAGAUUUUUAUGGUAACUCGAGUAGAAUGCCCCCCCGAGCAGAAGCAGCAGCCCCAGAAAAGUGCUGCUGCAGCUCCCAGCCAGAAUAAAGAGUCCACAGAAAGGCCUGUAGACGUAAACACACCGAUGACUUUGCAGACGCAGCCCCCACCUCAAACACCUGCACAAACACAGCUCAGCUCACCUGCUCCACCUGCAGUCAAUAAAAUGCCAGGUGAGAAUCCCGUGUCGCGAUUAGAAUCUGGGACGAACCCUCGCGAAGCAGAGCCACAGUCGUCGAGUGACCCCUCCGAGGAGGCGACCACCAGAACUUUAGAUCCAGCUGCUGUGACAGGCCAGAGUCCACAAACACCAGCUUUGCCUUCAAACUCCUCCUCAGUGCAGGCUGGAGCACUGCUGCCAACAGAAGGACUAGAGGAGAACUCUGAAACGCCCCCGCCUGAGCCCCCUUGUCUACAAGGAAAGGAGGAAGGAGAGCAAAGGGAGCUUAGUGUCCCAGAUGAUGGGCAGCUCAUUCCUCCAGAGAGUUCAUCAACGUUCACAGCUGAAGCAGAGCGGCUUCACAUUGACCAAACUUCAGAGGAGCAGCUUUCACCAAAGCAGACGGAGUCUGUGCUUCCUCAGCAGGAGGUACCAGUCAACGUAAUGGGAAAUGAUAAACCCAGUCCUACCCAGAAAGAGGAGCCAAACCAAGAGGAGGCGAGUCCAAAGCAGCAUUCUGAGACAGAGCAGCCUGAUCAGCAGGAGCCUGACUCGGCUGAUGACAGCUCGGCAGACGAGUGUUUUGCAGACGCUCUGGAGGGCGAAGUUGUCGGUUCAGCUCUGCCCAACGGUCUGAAACCCGAGUUCUCCCUCCGUCUUCUCGACAGCGAAAGCCCAAAGCCCGGCAGCUGUGUGAUGGAGCACGUGAGCGCCAGCUGUGGACAGGAGCUGGAGGAGCUGCUCCUAGAGGCCAGCAUGGACACUGGGAGAGACGCACCGUGAACUGGGUCUGAGGACGAGGAAAAACAGCACUAAGAUGGUUUGUCAGCCUCUGCAACGUGACUGGUUGCACCUACAAUGUUUUUGUCUUUUUUUUUGUUUGUUUGUUUGUUUGUUUGUUUGUUUGUUUGUUUGUUUGAACUCGACCACAAUGUUUCCUUAAAGAACGAGUCCGUGUCACAGUCACAGCUCCAGACAUGAAAAUAAAAAAGGACAGAAAUCAUCCUCUGGAGCUCAGCUGUGGUAAAUAAGGAGCCUUCUACAUCCACACUACGUCAUCCACGUAUGACACGGGGACAACAAAUGAACCAACCCCACCCCCACCCCACCCCUCCCUCCAUGUCACUACAUUUUGUCAGUAUGAGAGAGAUUAAAAGAGGAUAAAACACUAACCAAAGACUUUUUCCCUCAGUCCUCUGUCCAUCGUUAGACUUGCAGUCAGUUUUUCAUCACUCACAGAGACACAGCGAUGAUGAUGAUGGUGAUGAGGAGGAGGAACAUGGGGUUCACUCAGAGGACAAAGUAUCACCCCCCUCCUACACACAGACACUGCUAAGACCUGCAGGCUUUAAACUCUUGCGAUGAUAAGAGGUCGCUGUUAAAGUCUUUUCUAUCCAAGAAAGCCGAGGACGUUAAUCCAUCUGUGUAAACGUAAUCACUGUGUGUGGACCCCCUCCCCCCGUACUCCCAGUGUCCACUCCCCUCACCGCUCCUAAGGGACCUCUGCCAAAGUGACUCGCUUCCUGUUUGUUUUUCUUGUCCUCUGCUCAGCUUGGCUCCUCAGAAAUCAGCGUUCUCCUCCUCACUGCUCCGAUCUGGACGAGCUGUACCCCCCCCCCCCCUCCAGUUCCCUCCAUUAUGACUAAACUACUGUUUGAAAGUUCAAAUCUAUAAUUCCCCCCACCCACUGUACAAAUAAAAAUCAACUUUAAAGAAAUUAAAGAAAGCAGGGAUGUUAAAGCUUUUUUCUGAAAUUUCCGUUUUCUUCAUCCCGGCAUUUGGUUUAUCCUCCUCUUCCUCGGUCUUCCGCUCCACGUUUAUGUCACCGGUCAUUCCUCCGCUUUUUAAAUAUAUAUAUAUAUAUAUAUAUAUAUUUCACAGCUUUUGGAGCCUUUUUCGUUUCCAUUUCAUCUUUUUUUGUUUGUUUGUUUGGGGUUGCUUAUAAAGCGAACCCCACUUCUUGCUGUAGAUUUCCUUUACAGAUUAGAGAAAUUAUUUCGAUUAGUUUUCAUUUUUGAGUCGGUGUGAUCGAUAAGGGGAGGAAAGGUAGAUUUAUAGGAAUACUUUACUACUGGGAUGCAGUUAUGUAAUCAAUUAAAGGAAGCUGCAAACGUGCUGCUUUUAUUGUCUUUGUUGUUGGUGUUCCAGUGUCCACGAGGGGGCGCUGGAGACCGUUUUUGUUUCAAACCUGAAGCAGAUCAGUCAGCUUUCCAGAGCAAGACCGUAAGAAUGAAUCUUUAUUAUCAACAGAAGAGAUCCGGUUUCCCCCCUGCCUUAAUUUUUCAAAUAAAGCAGCAUUCACGCAACCCCACCAACACCACUGCUCUUCUCCACACAAAUCAGAAGUUUGCCCACCCCACUUUGUUUGUAAUGCUUUAAUUUUUAGACAUUUUUAAUAAUGAUUUGUUAACUUAAUUGAAAUAUGCUGGUAAUCACAAAGAUGUGU
This is a messenger RNA of Nematolebias whitei (Rio pearlfish), 5489 nucleotides long. RefSeq names its product protein phosphatase 1, regulatory subunit 37 (gene ppp1r37). Gene Ontology annotation, molecular function: protein binding. The record is from RefSeq and is a predicted model, not a curated record. The coding region runs from base 539 to 3826 and encodes 1095 amino acids. The transcript has 12 exons. Lineage: Eukaryota; Metazoa; Chordata; Actinopteri; Cyprinodontiformes; Rivulidae.